Molecule: messenger RNA, 10958 nt
Organism: Coregonus clupeaformis (lake whitefish)
Lineage: Eukaryota; Metazoa; Chordata; Actinopteri; Salmoniformes; Salmonidae
Gene: abca12
Product: ATP-binding cassette, sub-family A (ABC1), member 12
Exons: 58
Coding region: 2-10153 (3383 amino acids)
Biological process (GO): transmembrane transport; lipid transport
Cellular component (GO): intracellular membrane-bounded organelle; membrane
Molecular function (GO): ATP binding; lipid carrier activity; ATP hydrolysis activity
Source: RefSeq, a predicted model, not a curated record
CAUGGGGCCUUGGAGCAACAUGAGCAUUUGGAGCAACACAAGUCUAUGGACCAACAUGAGUCUAUGGGCUAACAUUGGGAAUGAUAUGACUGCUGAAAACCUUGCUGGCCAGAUGACUGGUCUCCUAAACUCUGUGCUACCCCUCAUCCUUGGGCAGCAGGGUAUCAUGCCUUUCCCGCUGCCUUCUCCUGAGGUGUUCUCUGACAUCCUCCCUGUGCUGAUACAGAUCCUCGCUCAGCAGGCUAACCAAAGCAGCUGGGACAAGUUGGAGGGGAUGCUUGGGGCCCUCCUGUCGACCCUCAGGGACACCCCGGUGUGGGACUCUGUCCCCCCUGCUGUUUCUGUGAUGAGCCAAGUCAUGGGAGCCUUGGUCAACAACAUGCAGGCUGAGACAGCAUUCAUCUUAAGUUUCCAGAAGCCACUGACUGUCCUGAUGUCAGAGAUAGUACAGGCUGUGAAUGGCAGUGAUUUCAACAUGGCUGACGUGUCUGAUGGAAUGCCCUCGGCCAUCGAGCUGACCGUGGAAGCUGCCAUACAGGCUGCUAAUAGGAGUACGGCCUUGGAGUGUAGGCAGGUCCUGAAAGCCUGGGAGCCGGUUAGAGAGGCGGCUGGGCUGAGUGAGGCCAGCCUGGGCUUGUGGUGUAACAUCAGCCUGCUACCAGUCAUGGAGGCCUACGCUGCAUCCAACUAUGUCUAUGCCACUCCGAACAUGACUGGCAUGGGAAUGGGGCAUGGGACAGGAUCAGUGGACACUACAGCUGCUGUGAUCGUGGCAGCUCUGCGUUCGUUCUACUGGGUCCAGGUUAACCGCACCAUAGUUACUGAGCAGCUUGGUGCUAUGCUGUUCAACACCUUAUACCAUCUACAGGGACUUAAUAUGACCGCCGAGGACCAGGCUCACUGGAACGCACAGUUCCUCCAACUACAACUGAGCCAGAGUACUCAGGGUCUUAGGAUGAGCUUGGAGCAGCUGGAUGCCCUGGCCAUGGACAACCCCUGGAUGAGACCCUACCUCCUGGCUGUAGAGAUGACCCUAAACUACACUCUGGAGAACAGCCAUCUACUUCAGAAUACCACAUCAGCCCAGCACCUCCUGAUGGAAGCCCUGGAGAUGCUCCUCACUGGGUCUAAUCUCACCCAGGACUCCAUCCAGGCCAUACUCACAGAGAACAUCUUCUCCAGGCCAGACGGAGGGUCGAUCAACAAGCUGCUGAAAGACAUGGUCAGGGAGCUGGUCCGUGUACAGUUGUUGGGAGACUGGCCUAUGGUCUACGGCGUCAUGGAGCAGUUCCUAUCUACCAACGCCACAAACCUCAUCCUGGAGAAGGCUAUUGAGUUCAGCGGCUGGUGGGGCUCCUCUACCGCCUCCGGGUUUGACCUGGUAACCCAGGCUCUGCCCAGGAUGUAUGAGGUGGUGAAGGCCUUCUUAUCCACUUUGAGACAGAUGAGCGUCCCCUUCCCUCCCAUCUCUGAGAUGUUUGUGGAGCUAGCGGAGCACGUCAUCACCAUGCUCAGACAGGUAUCUCAGACCAGUGAUAUCUUCACCCCGCUGGACUACUACCUGAGCCAAUUACAAGGCGAGAUGACCGGGCAGAGCAGGAGUCCCUUCCCCCGCCACCAUGAGGGUGUGUCCAGGAGGGUCCGCCGCGAAUUGAUGAGGGAGGAGCCAAUGAAAGAGCCAAUGGAUGACUUCCUGGAUCUGUUCUACUUGGACUACCCUGUCUUGUUCCAGGCCCUGGCAAUGCCACCCACCAUGCCAGACAUCAUGGAGACCGCCCAUAUGUUCUUCGGCAACCCUGACCUGUCUGUAGUGCUCAAAGGAGUCUCCAGGGACAUGGGCAUGGUACCACCACCACUACCACCCAUGGGGAACGUCUCCAGGUCCAUGUCCAGGGCCAUGGCCGGAGCCGUGACAUGGGGUCCCUCAGUCUCCCCUCCUCUGGAGGACCCCAUCGACGUGGCCCUGGGAAUCCUCUCCUACCUCACCCUCCCCAGACAGUGGCAGGCGUACGGCCAGCUGUUCAUGGAGAUAGCCAAUGAAGACUGGAUCAUGGAGGAUUUGGCCAAGAUACAGAAGUUGUCAGCAGGCCUGGGCAAGAUGGUAGACCUGGCCAUGGUGCUGUCCCAGCAUCCCCCACUACAGGUCGCCCAGAGGGUGGAGCAUAUGGUGAGGCAGCUGAGUGCUGAGGUGGCUAGGAUCAUCUACAGUGGCUCCAACAAUGGAUCCAACAAGGCCGUUCAGUUUCUCACUGCCUUCAACGACAUCCUGGCUGAUAACCUUGAAGAGGUCUCGGAUAUCACAUCUCAGAUCAAUGCCAUCAUCCAGAACAUCCUCAGCUCUCUGUCCAGACCAGAAGCUUACAUGAGUCUGGAUCCGUACGUGAUGGCUCUAGACCAGACCAUUGUUGCGUUAACCUCUUACCUACCCACAGACAGCCUGAUGUACCUCAACACCUCUGGCCAGAUGGUGAAAGACUUCGCACUGCUGGUUGCACACCCACGGGACAUGAAGAAGAUGCUGAAGGCUACAAGCAUGCUCUCUGCCUCUCUGGACCAUCUCCUUGCCUCCGUUAGGGAGACAGCCCUUCCGGGCGGGAAGCCGAUCCAGUCCAUCACCCACCCUCUCCUCCUGAACAGUGCCUUAGCCACACAUACCCUGUUCAACCUCUCCGCUGCCAGUCACAACUUCAGCAGCCCUCAAGAGAAAGAGGCUAUGAUCAACCAGACUUUCCUUGCCCUGGUGGCCUUUCUGCCUGAGGACCAGAGGAUGUGCGUCCUCCCUCUGGAGCCGGUCCUCCUCGCUGCACUCUCUGGGGUCUCCAACACGGCCCAGAUCCCUCCAGCCUUCCUGGGGAUCUCCAAGCAGGUCACCCUGUCUAUCCUUACUAUGCUCAACCUAACCAACACCCCAACAGGGUACCAGGGGGCCAGUGCUGGUGCCAUGGUCCAGGGCCUGUUUGGAGUGUCACAACAGGUGUCCACCAGCCUGUGGGAAGGUUUAUCAAUGUCCGGAUCAGCCGUCCACGUACCUGCCGUGUUGGCAUCCCUCAACCAGGCUGCCAUGGCUGUGGCGCCCCUGAUGCCCGAUGGCGGUGAACACUACUUCAACGUCUCCCUCCAUAUCUUGCACAUCACCGCCAUGGCUAUCAACUACACCGCCACCACUGGGGACAUUGCCGGCGCUACGGCUGUCAUCUCCAGCUCGGUUCAGAGUCUCCUGGUAUCUCUGUCUUCAUACCCCAGCCUGCAGACAACAGGCAGUAUCAUAGGCGACCUGGAACAUGCCAUCCAGAAGAUGUUGCAAGUGUUACAGUCAGGCCGAGGCCCCCUGGCCCAGACUGCUGAUAUCACCCAGCUGCUUCUCCAUAAUGUUCAGGGUCUCCUGGGCCUGGCAAACACUAGCAUGGAGGCCAGCGUGGCUCGUCUGGUACUGGCUGCAGCCAAGAUGAACACUGGACAUUUGCUAAUGAUGAACGAGACCAACUGGACACACAAGUUGUCGAUGGUUCUGACAGACAUAUCUAACAGGGUUCCUGAGGACAUUCCCUGUGCUCCCCUUAUUAAGAACAUCACAAUGGGCCUGGCCACUGAAUCACAAGAGAGCCUCCACCUCCUGCUGCAGACCAUCCAGUUAGGGUCUGAACUCUUCAACAGCAGCUGGUCAGAUGGAAACUUCAGCAACAUACUGGUCCACCUGACCUCUAAUGUGUGCACGCUGGAGGAUAUGGGCUCUAUCCAGCAGUUGAUGCAGGCUCUGUCUCUUGGCCCAGGGUUCCUGUGUGAGACUGCCAUGCCCAUUCUCCAGGCCUUCCACAUAAUGACCCGGAGUCUGUUCCAGGACAGCUCUGACCUGUAUGAAGCUCUGUUUGAAACCUUCGUAGGAGACCCCAACACCUACAAUGUCAACACAAACUGGACCUCUGUACUCACCCAGGCGCUUGGCCUGAACAUCAGCAGCCUGAAGACACUCAACAUCAACAUGACCUCUCCAGAAGUGGUGAAAAUGUCGGAGCUCUUGAGAAACAAGACAGCGUUCGCUCUGGCGGUCCAGCGUCACACUGACAUCCCACCUGAGAUCCUCCACCUGCUGAUGGAGACCACCAUGCCUAACAGAAACUUCCAGAUGCUAGCGUGGCUGGCUAACAUGCACCACUGCAGGGACCCAACAAGCCUGCAGAUGAAUAGCACAGAGCAGCUCCUCUUCCAGGUCUUCUGCAACCUGCCUACAAACCAGUGGUACAACUUUGUGGUCAUCGUGGCUCGCUACAUCCACAUGGAGAAUGUGAUAUACAAGCUGAUGCUGUCCAGUGAGAUGCAGAGCGUGGUGGGGUUCAUGCUGCAGAUGGUCAAGUUCCUGACGGACAUGAUGAGCAAGCUGCUUCCUGCCGUCGGCCGCCUGCAGGACUAUAUGUUCUCCAUACGAGACCUCAACCUGGUCUCUGACCCAGAGUUCCGCAGCAUGGUGCAUGGUAAAACCAGAUCAAUGUCCAGCAGAGCGACAUUCACCACUGUGUCCAGAGCCAUGUGUAACCAUGGCAUCAUGUCCCUGUUUGGCAUCUCUAAGCUGCCCAUCAUGACUGAGACAGACCCCUCCACACAGCAGGAGCACAGGGUGGAGGAGCUGGUCAACAAGUUCAAGAUCCCUCGCAAUGCCACUCCUUUCUGUAUGAACUUCUACCUGGACAUGGUGAACACCACUGGAGGAGCCAUAGCCUGGGCCUUCCUCAAGCCGAUGCUGCUGGGACAGGUCCUCUACAGCCCAGACACACCACUCACUAGGGCCAUCAUAAAAAAGUCCAAUGCCACAAUGCAGCAGUUUGCCAACCUGAAGAUGUACUCCCAGGAUUGGCUCCAGUCCUCUUCCUACAUUAUGGACUCAGCCAAGAUACUGAAUCAAACCCUGCCAAUGCUCCAGAAUUCCCUUGGCAAUUCCUUUGUUCAGAAUUUCAUCGAGAUGCAGACAGACAUUGAUGUGAGCAAGAUGAAGGAUACUCUCAAGAACUUCUCAAGCACGACGACCCUCCUGGAGAAGAACAAGGACAUUGUGACCCAGAUCACCACUCUGUCCAACCUGAUGAUUAACCUAUCCUCCUGUAUUAACUUUGACCGCUUCCACGGCAUCAACUCUACUGACGACCUCAACACCAUGGCUGAACACCUCACCCAGACCAGAGACCUCUACGCCAGUAUCAUCUUCAAGCUGCCCAAGGAUGAUGAUGACUCACACAGGAAGCGGCGAGACACCUCAGGCUCCUCCUCCUCCGCGCUGCCUCCCAAGGUGGACUACACCAUCCGCAUGUCCAUCGAGAACGCCAUGCGGACCGACCGCUCCCGCAACCCUUUCUGGGUGAAGGACCCCUACAUCUCCUCCUUGAAGACCCAGCGCUACAACCGAGGCUUUGUAUACCUGCAGGAGAGCAUCGACAGGGCCAUCAUAGAGACGCAGACAGGACAGCAGGUCACUGAGCCAGCAGUCCAGCUACAGGCCUUCCCUUACCCCUGCUUCCUCAAGGACGAGUACCUGAACAGCAUCGCGUUUGCCUUCCCUCUGGUCUUGAUGAUUGCCUGGGUUCUGUUCAUCGCCAACUUUGUGAAGAAACUGGUUCAUGAGAGAGAGCUCCGACUUCACGAGUACAUGAAGAUGAUGGGGGUCAAUCCCAUCAGUCACUUCUUCGCCUGGUUCAUAGAGAGUGCAUGCUUCCUUAUCAUCACCAUAAUCAUCCUCACCAUCAUCCUGAAGGCUGGGCGUGUCCUGCCCCACAGUGACAGCUUCCUGCUCUUCCUCUACCUCAGUGACUACGGACUCAGCAUCCUGGCCAUCAGUUUCCUGGUGAGCUCAUUCUUUGACAAGACCAACAUCGCGGGGCUGAGCGGCGCCCUCAUCUACGUCAUCAGCUUCUUCCCAUUCAUCGUAGUGAUGUCAUUGGAGAGCUCACUAUCGUUCUCCGCCAAGAGCGCCCUGAGUUUGUUUGCCCCCACCUGUUUCAGCUACGCCAGUCAAUACAUCUCUCGCUAUGAGAGCCAGGGAGAAGGCAUCCAGUGGAGCAACCAAUAUAUCUCACCCCUGGCCGGUGACACGUCAUCCUUCGGCUGGCUGUGUUGGCUUCUCCUCAUCGACUCAGUUUGCUACUUCAUCAUUGGAGCCUACAUCCGCAUAGUCUUCCCAGGAAAGUAUGGCAUUGCUAAACCCUGGUACUUCCCUGUGAUGCCCUCAUUCUGGGCUGAUCUCUUCUGCUGCUGCAGCAAGGUCCCUGAGAAGGUCAACAGGGGACUGCUCUUCUCCAACAUCAUACGGAAUAACCUCUCUGUCUUUCCCAAUGAGAAGGACAACAAAGCUAAGGGGGGCUUCCCCUCUCAUAUGGAAGAGGAGAUCUCAGGUCUUCCUGUGGGUGUGGCUCUCCAUGGACUGACUAAGACCUAUGGGGACAGAGCAGCCAUAGAGAACCUGAAUGUCAAAUUCUAUGAGGGACAAGUCACUGCACUGCUGGGACACAACGGAGCUGGCAAGACCACUACCAUGUCUCUGCUCACUGGUUUGUUCGCCCCCUCCUCUGGUACCAUUGAGGUGUAUGGGAAGGACAUGGAGACUAACAUUGAUGACAUUCGCCGGGAGCUGGGUGUGUGCAUGCAGUAUGACGUCCACUUUGACCAUCUGACCACCAAGGAGCACCUGCUACUGUACGGACAGAUCAAGGCACCACACUGGUCACAGAUGGAACUGAAGGAGCAAGUCCGCAAAAUCCUGGAGGAGACUGGCAUGUAUGCCCACCGACACAAGAGAGUGGGGACACUGUCUGGAGGAAUGAAGAGGAAGCUGUCCAUCUCCAUCGCCUUCAUCGGGGGCUCUCGUCUGGUGGUCCUGGACGAGCCCACCACCGGGGUCGACCCCUGCUCCCGACGCUCCAUCUGGGACAUCGUCAUCAAGCACAAGAAAGACCAUACCAUUAUCCUGUCUACCCACCACCUGGACGAGGCAGAGGUGCUGAGCGACCGUAUAGCCUUCCUGGAGAGAGGAGGCCUCAAGUGCUGCGGCUCCCCCUUCUACCUCAAAGAUAAGCUGGCCCAGGGAUACAACCUCACACUCACCAAGAAGGUCCAGGCCCCAGACUCCCAGGCUAGGUUUGACGGAGUCGAGGUCAAGACGUUCAUCCAGUCCUACAUGCCAGACGCUCGUCUGAAGGAGACUGAGUUGGGAGACCUGGUCUACUCCCUUCCCCCAUUCAGCUCCUCCAAUGCUGAGGCCUACCGCUCCCUGCUCUCCAGCCUGGACUCUAACCUGGACCUUCUACAGCUGGGCUGCUACGGCAUCUCUGACACUACCCUGGAGGAGGUGUUCCUCCAGCUGACCCAAGAUGAGACAGAGCCUGCAGAAGAUAAGCCGUAUUCUGUGUCUGAAUCCAUGCUAGACCUGUCUGCCUCCAGAGACAGCUUACCAGAGGACCUCCAGAGCAACUCCAGCUUCGGAGACAAAGCCAGUCUGACGGGCUCGUCCACAGUGCACGGCCUGGCCCUGACCUGGCAGCAGGUGACUGCUAUGUUGAUGAAGAGGGUUCACCACUCCAGACGGGACUGGAAGGGUCUCUUCUCCCAGGUGGUUCUACCUGUUUUGUUCAUCAUCCUGGCCAUGGGUCUGGGCUCCAUCAAGAGUGACCUGCAACACUUCCCAGAGAUGGAGCUGUCACCUGCCCUUUACCACCUCGGACCACAGUACUCCUUCUUCAGCAACCAGAAUCCAAACUCCAGCAAUCUGGUCAACACUAUGAUGUCAUUCCCUGGGAUUGAUAACGGGUGUCUGAACAGCCCUGGUAAACCGCUCUGCACUAGAAGCACCAAGUCUGACAGCUGGGAAACUAAAGGAGACAGUUCAGUGCCAUUUGAGUCCUGCAAAUGCACCAAAUAUCAACAGGUGUGUCAGAAUAACCAGUACCAGCCUCCCCAUAAGAUGAACCCCUCCUCCCAGAUCGUCUAUAACCUGACUGGCAUCAACGUUGAAAACUAUCUCCUGGCUACAGCCAAUAACUACAUCAGGAACAGGUAUGGAGGCUUUGUUUUCGGGGAGCCACUCCCAACUAGUCUCCAGAUGGACCUCUUGGAGGUGCCUGUAAACCGGACCCUCUCCAAGGUCUGGUACAACCCUGAGGGUCACCAUACCAUGCCUGCAUACCUAAACAGCCUCAACAACUUCAUCCUACGUACCAGCCUUCCAGCCGGCAAGGACCCACAGAAUUACGCCAUCACUGUGUCCAGUCAUCCCUAUCCUGGUGAAGUACAAGAAGAAGAUGCCAUGGUGCAAGGUCUGGUCCAUAUCCUGGUGGCUAUGUGUGCCCUGACUGGCUACUCCAUUAUGACGGCUAGCUUCGUGAUCUACGAGGUCCAGGAGCACCACAGCGGCUCCAAGAGACUGCAGCACAUCUCUGGGAUAGGAGAACCCUUCUACUGGGUUAUCAACUUCUUCUACGACAUGGCCUUAUACAUGCUCCCAGUCGCUCUUUCAAUUGCCGCGAUAGCAGCCUUCCAGCUCCCAGCCUUCAAUGACAGGCAGAACCUUGCUGCUGUCAGUCUGCUGCUGGUCAUGUUUGGGUUUGCCACAUUCCCGUGGAUGUACCUGCUGUCAGGGGUCUUUAAGGAUGCAGAGAUGGCCUUCAUCAGCUACGUGUGCAUCAACCUCUUCAUCAGCACCAACACCAUCAUCUCCACCUCCGUCGUCUUCUUCCUGGGACAACUCAAUGAGAACGAUGAGAGGAUACACGAGGUGUACCGCAUCCUGUCCAAUGUGUUCCUGAUCUUCCCCCAGUUUAGUUUUGGGAACGGCCUGAUGGAGCUGGCCAGGGUUGAGAUGCAGGUUCAGAUCCUCAGUGUGUAUGGAGUGGACGCCUAUAAGAACCCCUUCGCCAUGGACAUGCUGGGCUGGAUGUUCGUCUCCCUCUUCCUCCAAGGCUUCAUUGGCUUCACCCUGCGUCUGCUGCUCAACAAGUGGCUCAUACGUAAAGUCAGGAUCCUAAUCUUCCCCAAGAAGGCAGUGCCCCAGUCUGAUACCCAGGACGAGGAUGAGGACGUGGUGGCAGAGUGCCAACGUGUGACCAGCGGAGCGGCCGUUACUGACCUGCUACAGGUCAACCAGCUGACCAAGGUCUACCAACACCUGGCCAAGAAGAUCCAGGCCGUCAAGAGGCUGUCUGUGGGCAUUCCUGCUGGGGAGUGCUUUGGUCUACUGGGGGUGAACGGAGCAGGAAAGACCACCACCUUUAAGAUGCUGACUGGAGACAUCAGCCCUACUGAAGGGACAGCACAGAUCAAGGACUGGGAUGGGAGGAUGGUUGACAUCAUUGACUGCCGUAACGAGGGCAUCAACAUCGGCUACUGUCCCCAAGUGGACGCUCUGGAUGACCUGCUGACAGGGGAGGAACACCUGUACUUCUACGCCCGCAUCCGAGGCAUCUCCAAGAGGGAGAUAGACCGGGUGGUCAAUUACCUGCUGAAGAAGCUGGAGCUGGGGUACCAUAGACAUACCAUCAGUGACAGUUACAGCUGUGGAACCCGUAGGAAGCUCUCCACUGCCCUGGCACUCAUAGGACACCCACAUAUACUGCUGCUGGACGAGCCUAGCUCAGGUAUGGACCCUCGCUCCAAACGUCACCUGUGGAAGAUCAUCUCAGAGGAAGUCAAGGGGAAGUGUGCUGUAGUUCUCACCUCUCACAGUAUGGAGGAGUGCGAGGCGCUUUGCACCCGUCUGGCCAUCAUGGUGAAGGGUCAGUUCAGGUGUCUGGGCUCCCUGCAGCACAUCAAGAACAAGUUUGGCAGCGGCUUCACGGUGAAGAUGUACCUGGCUGUGUCUUCCUGUGACGUGGAGGUCAUCACCAACUUCAUGCAGCACCACUUCCCCAGCACGUACCUCAAGGACCAGCACUCUUCCAUGGUGGAGUAUCAUGUGCCUGUAGCACCUGGAGGUGUGGCGGACAUCUUUGACCAACUGGAGUCUAACAAGGCCGCUCUGCAGAUCAAGCACUUCUCUGUCAGCCAGACUACCCUGGAUGAGGUCUUCAUCAACUUUGCCAUGGGGAAGAUUGGCAUCGAGACCAUCCCAAUCCACAGCGAAGAAGAUUCCGAAGCAGACAGCAUCAGCCUCGAAUCCAUCGCGGCCUCAGAAACGUAGCUUUGGCGGCCAUCUUGUUCACAAUGUGUCUGUCUACAUGUCUGUCUGUCUGAAGACACACACUGUGAAGGAAGAAGAUAAAUAUUCACGCUAGAUAGAAAUUAAUAAAUUGAUCUAUGUUUUAAUAAUAAUGGAAACAUUUAAUAUAUGAAUCAACCUGUAAUCACUUUACUUUAUUUUAAUUGUAUAAUUUCUCUUUGGUACUGUUCUCAGUUUAUCAAAUCACUUUUAUACCUUAUGAAGGAUAACUUAUGAAGUGACUUUGUUGCGACUUUGGACUGUUAAAUUGAACAGGGUUUGUCUCUUGUUAUUUCAUCAGGUAAUGAGAAUCAAAGAGAUGUGAACAUGCUUCUAUCAUGUAUCUUCACUAAUAUGUGUCGAAAUCCUAAAAAUGUAAUGGCCUUCCUUCCUCAAUUAUCUGUUUACUUGUCAUGAACAAAAUAUAUAUUAAUGGAAAUCAUGCCCAAGAUCAAAUAAAUGGUAUUGUCAUGUUAUUAUCAUUACAAAUCUAAGUACUGUGGUGGAGGCACUGAUCUUUAGCAACAGUUGUAACCUUAGAGAGAUGCGCAUUCCAUUGGUGAAACUCGUAUCUUUUGUUGAUUAAAUUCUAUUGAUUUGGCCCAUUGGUUAGAAUUAUAUAUAUAUAUAUAAUAAGCUACAUCAGUGGUUCUCAACUGGUUUUGCCUCGGGACCCACAUUUAACCAGGUUGUCUCAGUUGUGACCCAAAGGAUCGGCAAAAUACAAUCUGGAAAACGAUUUUAAUGCUAUAUUGAUAUUAAAUGUAGCAAUUACAUGACAAGGGAA